AUGUCCGAUUUAAACCUUGAUAGUGAUGAUGAGCCUAUUGGACUUUCAGCUGCUACUCUUGCAGCAUUACAGGAGUUUCGAGAUGAGGAAAAAGAACGGCAAGAAAAGUUUGACAAACUCUAUAGAGAUUCCGAAAAUAGAUUUGAAGAAAAGGAAGAUGCUACUGAUGUAACCGACAAAAAUAUUGAAGAUUUUGAAGAAGACUGGAAUCUUAGUCAGUUUUGGUACAGUAAAGAAACGGCUGAUACUUUAGCAAAAGAGGCAUUAAUGGCAAUAGAUGUUGAUUUAGAAGAUCUCAAUAAAGGACAGAUUACAAAAAAACUUGCAAUAAUCUCUGCUCCUUCUGUUUAUUCUGCUAUUCUUGGAAUUCUGAAAGCAAUUAAAGAAAAGUCUGAGCAAAAUGUUUCUGCUAGAGUUGACACAAUUUUAAAAAGCAUAUAUCUACUCGAAUUUGAUCCACGAUUUAGAUACUUAACUAUUAGUCCCGAAUACUUUAUUUUAUACGAUUAUAGUAAACCACUUUCUAUUCCAAAAGAGUUGAAGGGUACUAUUGAUGCCGUUGUUGUCGAUCCGCCUUUCUUGUCAGACGAAUGUCAUACAAAAACGGCUCUUACUGCAAGGUAUCUCCAGUCCCAAGAUACAUCAAAUAAUAACUCAAAGGUUAUUGUUUGUACUGGGGAAAGAGUUUCUGAAAUUAUCUUAAAAGUUUAUCCUGGGACUCAUAUUACUGAUUUUUUCCCUCAGCACUCUAAAGGACUUAGCAAUGAGUUUAGAUCUUUGUGCGCGUUAGGUGCUUUAGCGGUAGCGACGUCUGUUGUCAAUCAUUCUACAGUUCUAAAUCUACGUUCAGAUAGACUUAAAGUGGUUGCUCAGCUUAAGGCUGCACAAGUUUCACAAGUUUUAUCUCUCUUAUUGGGAGAUUUGAUAGUGCUAAGUUCAAGAAAUUUCAUACAUACCCUUCUUACAAAUUAUUACACUGGAGAACAAGUAAAUAAUGUCAACGAAGUUGAUUUUCAAAUGUUACUUAAAACAACUGAUAACUCAAUAGCAGGUGCUAUUUAUUCUUAUAAUACCAGUUUAGUCAUAUAUAAAACAAAUAACGAUACCUUACCUCAAUCGGUCACUCUUCCGGCAUUGUUGUUUCCUUUAAAUAAUACUGGUAGCAGCAGCGACGUUAACAGUUUGAAUAAUGGAAAUUCGAUAAUCAGAGGUCCUAGAAUGGUUAAUAAUUCGUUCUAUCUUUCGAUAACACGGGCUUUAAAUACACAGUCUUCUGACGGACAAAUAGUAUCAGGUUCCAUUCUCGGGUAUUUGACAAUUGUUUCAAAAGCAACUGGCUUGUUAAAUGUUGUUACCACUAGUGACUUAGAAGAUGGAAGUCGUUUAUCUCUUAUUAAACUAGGAGUUAAUGGCACCCGCUCCACAAUAGACAAGAGUACAUUAACUAAUUUAAACUAUACAUAUGUGACACCAAGUUUAAUGUGUAUUACUUGCUAUAACUAUCAAUUUCCAUUGGCUAUAGGAACUCCUGAAUAUCUUGCACUUGUGAAUGGAACAUCUGGUGCUUUCAUUAAUUAUGAAAUACCCCAGUAUGGAAUGGUUUCUACUGGUUAUGCACCAGUUUCUACAUUUUGGCAGAUAUGGGGCGUUGUAGUUUUCCAACCACACAAAUAUGUUUAUGGCCCUAUUCGAACUAUUCAAAAAAUUUCUAUUAUUUCGGUUUUUUCUAUUGGUGCUGGUGUGUGUGUUUUGACUCUUUUGUUAUCUGGAUGGGUAUUGCGUCCCAUUACUAGACUACAAGCGGCAACUGAACAAUCUUACGGAGACUCUCAUCAUUCACGAGGAUUUUGGCAUUUUUUCAAAAACUUAUUUUUGGGUCUGCUCAAAUUAAAACGACCUACAAAAUCCAAACCUGAGUUUAGAGAAAAAUUCACUUCAGGGAAUAGCUUUUCCCAUAACUACAAAGGACGAUUUCAGGAAGACGUUCCAGAAUUUCGGUUACCUGAAAAGAUAGUAACUCGUAAAUAUAUUCGCGAUGAACUUACAGAAUUAACCGAAACUUUUAAUGAAAUGACUAUUGAGCUUCGAAAACAAUAUAAAAAUUUAGAAGAACGGGUACAACAGCGAACCAAAGAAAUUAAAACAGCAAAAAGUUUAGCGGAAACCGCAAAUGAAGCAAAAUCUUUGUUCAUUGCAAAUAUUACCCAUGAACUUCGCACCCCACUUAAUGGAAUUUUGGGCAUGGCUGCUGUUGCCAUGGAAGAAAAUGAAGCUCAAAGUGUGCGUGAAUCGUUGAAGGUUAUUUUCAAAUCUGGAGAGCUUUUACUACGAUUACUGACGGACCUUUUAAGCUUUUCAAAGAGUGAAGUUGAUAAUAUGAAACUUGAGAUUAAAGGAUUUAGUAUUUCAGAAAUUAUUUCCCAACUUCACGCGAUAUUUGACGAAAGUAGCAAAGUUGCAAGAAUUAAUUUCUCAAUAGUAAUGAAUAGCGAUUGGCUAUUAAAGUAUGAAGUGGACGGUGAUAUUAACAGAAUACUUCAAGUUGUUAUUAACUUGGUUUCUAACAGUUUAAAGUUUACGCCAUCUGGUGGUUUUGUCAAGGUCAUUAUUUCUGCUGGCAAAAAUGAUGAUAGUGACCGGAAUGCUUCUGAAUCUUCGUCUAAUAAGGAAUUUUCUGAUUCUUCUUCAAAUAGUGAAACUAAUGAAGACUAUUAUGUCACGUCUGGUAAAACGGUAGUCAGUUUUGUUGUGUGUGACAGUGGUUCCGGUAUUGCCCCCCACUUACAGUCACGAGUAUUUGAGCCAUUUGUUCAAGGCGAGAUUGGAGCUAAAGAAACUAGGAGCGGAGCAGGUCUGGGGCUUUCUAUAUGCCGCCAUUUAGCAACGUUGAUGGAUGGUACCAUAGAUUUAAAAUCCGAAGUUGGUAAUGGAUCAUGUUUCACUUUCAGAGUUCCGAUGAAAUAUAGCUUAAUAUCGUCUAAUCAUGAUGAUUCAGAUACUGAAAGGUCAUCAAACCAACAAAUGAGUUUGGAUUAUGGACUUUCUGAUAUAAAACCUUUUAUCAUGGAAACCAAUAAUAAAUCGUCAUCAACUGACGGUAAAAAUCAAUUUGAAGUUCCACAACCUCCAUCACUAAAAGUUUCCAGUUUGGUUUCGCCUUAUAUUGAAGCUUCAGUAAAAAUAGAAGAAAACAAGGAAUCGAAAUCCGUUUAUAAUAAUACUGUUAAUGGUAUACCUGAAAUUAUAUCAUCCCCACAUUGUCCCAUGGUAUCUUCUGUUUCUGUUUGUGUGGAUCCAAUUAAAAUAAGCUAUUCUGGAGUGUAUUCUGGCUCACAUGUGAAUAACAGCAGUGUUUCUAAUAUGAAUUCUCAGCAUUCAAAGAAAACGCUAGAUCCUAAAAUAUGUGAUGAUCUUCAUGUUUUAAUUGCAGAAGACAAUCGGGUAAAUCAAGAAGUUAUGGUUAAAAUGCUUCACCUAGAAGGUAUUAAAAAUGUUGAUGUCGCUAACGAUGGCAUUGAAGCUGUAUCUGCAGUUGAAAAAUGUCGCCCUAUAGAUGGACCGUCUGUUAUGAACCUUCAAUCACAAGUUACUAAUAAAAAUCAAAUUUUUGAAGAAGAUUUAUCAUCUGUUCAAAGUCACUCAUCACAAACAAUAGAAACUGAAAAACAAAAUCCCCUUAAGGACUGGAAAACUAAAGAAUUUGACAUCAUUUUUAUGGAUAUUCAAAUGCCAAAUAUGGAUGGAAUUCAAGCUACAAAACAAAUCAGAAACAUUUUAGGAUAUAAAGGUCCUAUUAUUGCUGUUUCUGCAUAUACAGACAAGUCCAAUGUUGACAAAUGCCUUGAAUCUGGAGUUAAUGAUUUUCUAGGGAAACCUCUUCGAAGGCAGCAACUCCAUAGUAUGCUUGAAAUUCUUGUUCAAAAAAAAUUAAAAAAUUACCAGUAA
Magnusiomyces paraingens is the source of this 3945-nucleotide messenger RNA. RefSeq lists its product as uncharacterized. Gene Ontology annotation, molecular function: protein-lysine N-methyltransferase activity; phosphorelay sensor kinase activity; nucleic acid binding. The record is from RefSeq and is a predicted model, not a curated record. The transcript has 4 exons. Gene Ontology annotation, biological process: phosphorelay signal transduction system; methylation; phosphorylation. NCBI's taxonomy places the organism in Eukaryota, Fungi, Ascomycota, Dipodascomycetes, Dipodascales, Dipodascaceae. The coding region runs from base 1 to 3945 and encodes 1314 amino acids.